Molecule: messenger RNA, 2173 nt
Organism: Solea senegalensis (Senegalese sole)
Lineage: Eukaryota; Metazoa; Chordata; Actinopteri; Pleuronectiformes; Soleidae
Gene: mych
Product: myelocytomatosis oncogene homolog
Exons: 3
Coding region: 253-1380 (375 amino acids)
Biological process (GO): positive regulation of cell population proliferation; regulation of transcription by RNA polymerase II
Molecular function (GO): DNA-binding transcription factor activity, RNA polymerase II-specific; RNA polymerase II cis-regulatory region sequence-specific DNA binding; protein dimerization activity
Source: RefSeq, a predicted model, not a curated record
GACCACACCUACUGUCUCAUAGAGGGUACAGGACAAACACUUCCACACACACACACACACACACCAUGCUGCCGUGCUCCAACUUUAAUUUUACACGCAGGAAAACUCCCACGAGCCGGUUGUCGUAGCUACGUCUCGCCCUCUGUGGACUUAACUGGAUAUUCCCGACAUUUUGUUUGUCCAUUUUUCCUCUUCUUCACUUUUGAAUCGCUCGUGUGUGUGAGGACACUUGAAGAUCUUCUGCAGUCAAACAUGUUGCAAAGCUUCGCUCAGUCGCAGGACUGGCUCUCCAGCGAGCCGCUGCUCUUUGACGACGAGUUCUGCCAGAGCCUGAUGAAGGACCUGCAGUCGCUGCCGACGCCGCCGCAGUCUCCACCGAUGAAGAGCGGCCUGGGCGGCGCCAAGCCGCUGUCCAAGGAGGACCAGCUGAGCUACGUGUCGGACAUCCUGCUGGAGGACCACGACAUGCAGCUCAACUGGAACUGCGACUUCUUCCGCCACUCGGCUGCGGCGGAGAAGGAGGGUGAGCCCAGCCAGCCGUGCUCGCCGCUGGAGGACGGCGGCGAGGACUGCCUGUGGCACUGCCUGGUCGCAGACAAGAGUCUGGAGGAGAAGCUGGUCUCGUCUGUGCUGGGCUCCAGCCCGCUGCUGUCGGACAUUGACACCAGCAUCUUUGAGGAGAUCGCUGGGUCCACGCUGGACUGCCAGAACCUGAUGGACACGCAGGAGACCAGUGAGGCCACGUCGGACUACGGGUCCACCGGCGGCGAGCUGUCCAACUUCUCAUCCAGUGACUCUGAAGAAGAAGAAAUCGACGUGGUGACGGUCGUGCGCUGUCCCUCUAGCCCCUCCCCCAUGCCCUCAUUGGCUGAGCUUUCUGUGCGGCAGCAGAAGCGGGAAGAGGAGCAGCGCGCUCUACAGCGCCACCACAUUGAGAUCCAGCUGCAGCACAACUACGCGGCGCCUUGUCCGGCCUCGCCGCCGCCGCCGUCCUCCUCGUCCCACAAGCGGUCGCGGGGCGGCGACGGCUCUCUGCGCUUCCACCACUCGUCCCGCAGCUCGUCCUCCUCGUCGUCGCGGCUCCACCACCACUCCACCCGGAACUCGGCCGAGGCGGAGGACGAGGAGGAGCGGCGGCGGACGCACAACGUGAUGGAGCGGCAGCGGCGUAACGAGCUGAAGAACUGCUUUGUGCGCCUCCGCGACAACGUUCCCGAAGUGUCGCACAACGAUAAGGCGUCCAAGGUGGUGAUCCUGAAGAAGGCCAGGGACUGCAUCUACAGCCUGGAGGACGAGUCGCACAGACUUCAGUCCCGCAGAGACAAACUGAGAGCCCGACAGGACGCGCUCAAAGCUCGGCUGCAGCAGCUACGCAGCUAAUGCUCCUCCAACGUCUUUGUUUUUGCUUUUUGAAGAGACGAUGAGCGUGGGCUGGACAAAUGAAAGGACUGUACAAAGACAGAGGACACGGUGUUCGUGUUACGCCGAGGAAAGCGCACAAAGUUUGACAUUUCAAAGACUUGUGUGACGCUGCGUGGACAGACGGACAAACACGCGGAUCAUUGUCACGCCUCGACUGCUGACUGUUGUAGAACGUUUUUAAUGUUUGAAGUUGAAACAAGGACAGAGGAAGCUAGUAUUUAAUGUAAAGUUCUUUUAUUUUCCGCAGGACGCACACUGAGAAGCAAAGAUGAUGGAAUCAUUUCAUGGUCAGAGUAACUCGUAGACGCCGCCGCCGGCGCCGCCGCUGCUCAGUAGCUGAACGAAACUUGAAUGUUGUUUUUCAGGAUGUCUUCUAUUCAAUUAUAGCCAUACUAACCAGAGAUCCCUCCACUCUGACGUCCGUGUGAAUGGAUCCACCAGACGAUGGCUCCCCAGUGUGCGUCUGGCCCUCAGGCUCGGACCCUCGGGGCCCAAACACCACUCUGUAAUCAGGUUCAUGUGUGUCAGUGACGGGAACCCUGUAACCACCAGGUCUGAUACUGUCACCCGUAACAAGGCUUCGGCCGCUGUUCAGUUCACCUCCGAGUGAGUGAGUGAGUGAAUGAGUGAGUGAGUGAGUGAUGUUUGGACUGGAAACCAAAGUUUCUGUUGCCAUGUAAACCACUCACUCUCCCACACCAAAGUCCACAGAGAAAACCUGAGGCGUGGAGCUGUUGAUCCACUGCUGCCU